GCUGCUCCAAAUGGAUUUUUAUUAACGUUACAUUUAAUCGGAGGCGUUUCACUACUGAUGAAUCUUUUGGCAAUGUAUAUGAUAUGGUUCCAGUCAGCAGGCAUGUAUGGAUAUAGACAUUGUCUUACAUAUGUGCAGAUAGUUUCCUUCUUAGUUGAAAUCAUUAUGGCAUGGAUGAUUCCACUCCAUAUUUUCUUUCCACUGGUAGCUGCCAUUACGUUGAGAGAAGGUCAUCGCAUAAUAAUGAGUAAUCAAAUGGCUCUCACAAUAUGGAUAUUCCUGCUCUGUCUUGUUCUUCCGGCGAGUAUAACUUGUUUUAUCUACAGACAUGAUGCAGCUUUGCAAAUCAAUGAAAACAACUCCAGUAAAUAUUCCCACAAAAAACUUGCCAUGAUUUUAAAUCACAUUUUCCCAUUUCUCACCGCCAUCGGCACCUCAAAUUGUCAAAGUACUAUUGAGCAGAAAUAUGAAUAUGUGCUGCAGAAUUACCCACAGUGCAUAUCUUGGGUAGCAUCAGAAAAUUUCGAGGCGUAUGACUAUCAUGUGAAUCCUUGGCUUGUAAGGACGGUUAGUGCGGGGAUUGGAUUUAUGGUCGUCAGUACAAUCCAUGGCGCCUGUCUUGGCGUUCAUACAAUGAUUGUCCUCCAACGCCUCCGAUCCCAUAUGUCCGUACAAAUCUAUCAGACGCACCGAACAGCCCUCAUAAGUUUAGCAAUGCAAAUGGCCUGUCCUUGUGUUUUCAUUUUUCCGGUUUAUUUUUAUGCUGUAGUUUCCUGGUUAGAAGCUGUUGAGUUGCAAGUAUUCGUAGCCUGGUGUCCAUGUAUAGUGUCAACACAUUCACUUUUGCUAUGCACUGUGAUGAUCAUGAGGAAUAAGAACUACCGUUACGUUUUGAAAGAGAAGCUCUCGAAAGUGUUAAGGCAUGUAAUGAACAUAGAUCAAUAUCUCUGAAG
Messenger RNA from Caenorhabditis elegans, 953 nucleotides. The record is from the annotation of a RefSeq genome assembly. Lineage: Eukaryota; Metazoa; Nematoda; Chromadorea; Rhabditida; Rhabditidae.